CACGCAUAUUGACCAAUCGCAAUGGAGCGGUCUGGUCCUUCGAAGGACCCGAUGAGGUCGUGGGAAUGCACGAACAUAAAAACAAUAAAAUGUGAAUACUUUAACUAAAAUUAAUCGAAUUUCCUUAUUGUACAAUUCACAAAACGAAUGAUUGACAGCAAUGAUAGAUUCAUAGAUACGUAUUUGUGAAUGUUAUUUUUUGUUUACAUUAUUUUACGUCAGGCUUAUAUAUGGUUGAUGACUUGGUUUAUCUCAUUCUGUGUAAUCGUAGCUAGUUUUAAACAGUUGAGGCUCGGGAGUCGAUAUACCGCAACAGGGGGAUACUCUGCUUCAGCCGAAAUAUGGUUCGCAUGAUGGGGCUGCUUUCAGUGAGUGUUGUGCCCCUGCGGAACGGGGUGCAGGCUUGGGGCAGAGGCUGCGCCACCAUCCCUGCAGCUUUUCGCUACAGUAACGUUAGCGCAUUAUCGAAGGUAGGGUGUCAUUUCUUGAAAUAAUUCCGUCUGCCGUCAACUUGCAAAAGAACCAUGUAAUGAUAUCACACAUUAAUUGCCAAAUGUACAAUAUAUUUACAAAUGCAUGAUUAAGCCGUGUUUGCCUUUACUUGAUGAACUUUGUCAUAAAGAGUUUCUUACAUAAAGAUCCCUUCCUUGCUUAUGAAACUUUUUUUCCUCUCAUUCAUUUCAUAACAUCGAGUUGCUGCGUUCUGUGGGGAAGUUCGUCUCCGCUGCAGCACAUUAUGGGUCAUGGCUAGAAGGGACCUCUCCAGUUUUGAUCAAAUUAACGUCAGAUUUGACUUUUCGUAGCAGUGUUCCACAUUAAAAAGAAUCAAUCCCAUGGGAUUAAAUCAAUGCAUUUACACAUUGGCUCGAUUGCUCAGUUCCAAUCCCCCACAAGGAUUUGAGAAGUUCUUCCCAAAGUGUGAGGAUACUCCUGGAGUGAACAAAUCAUCUGAAGAGACCGGAGAUGAGAAGACCGAAGAGCCAGAAUCUCAGGGCGGAGGAGAAGGGGGACCAAAUGCAGGUGGCGAGAGAGAGAGGAGGAGAGGCGGAAGGAAGGAUGAAUCAGACUGGUGGACACGCUUCCAGAAUGAUUUCCCCUGGGAUGAGAAGACCACGCGCAAUGUCGCAAUCGGAUUCGCCGGCAUGGCCUCUGCUUUCCUGUAUUUCUACUUCCGAGAGACUGGGAAGGAAGUCUCCUGGAAGGACUUUGUAAAUAACUACCUGGCUAGAGGACUGGUGGACCGUCUGGAGGUAGUCAACAAACAGUAUGUCAGAGUCAUCCCAGUGCAUGGAGUCAACACGUCAGAGGUGAGCUACCUGUGGUUCAACAUCGGCAGCGUGGAGACGUUUGAACGCAACCUGGAGCUGGCCCAGCAGGAGAUGGGCCUGGGCUCUACACACAGAGUACCUGUGAUCUAUGGAAGCGAGAGCGACGGUACUUUCCUGAUGAGCAUUCUUCCAACCCUGUUGCUGGUUGGCUUCCUGCUCUUCACCAUGCGCCAGGGACCAAUGGCAGGAGGGCGUGGCGGGGGGCGGGGCAACCCCUUCAGCAUGGGCGAAUCCAAGGCCAAGAUCAUGAAGGACAACAUUGACGUGAGAUUUAAGGAUGUGGCGGGCUGCGAAGAGGCCAAGCUGGAGAUCCUAGAGUUUGUCAACUUCCUGAAGAACCCCCGGCAGUACCAGGACCUAGGAGCCAAGAUCCCCAAGGGUGCAGUGUUGUCGGGUCCCCCCGGCACAGGGAAGACCCUGCUAGCCAAGGCCACAGCCGGAGAGGCCAAUGUCCCCUUCAUCACCGUCAACGGAUCUGAGUUCCAGGAGAUGUUUGUUGGCGUGGGUCCAGCCAGGGUGAGGGAUAUGUUUGCCAUGGCCCGUAAGAACGCUCCCUGCAUCCUGUUCAUCGAUGAGAUAGAUGCCGUGGGCAGGAAGAGAGGCAGAGGGAACUUUGGGGGACAGAGUGAGCAGGAGAACACACUCAACCAGCUGCUAGUGGAGAUGGAUGGGUUCAACACCAGCACUAACGUGGUCGUCUUGGCUGGAACCAACCGACCAGACAUCCUGGACCCAGCACUGAUGAGACCUGGGCGCUUCGACAGACAGAUUUACAUAGGUCCACCAGACAUAAAGGGCAGAGCGUCCAUCUUUAAGGUCCAUCUGAGGCCUCUGAAGCUGGACUCCAGUAUAAACUCUGAAGCUUUGGCCAGGAAACUAGCUGCCCUCACACCUGGCUUCACUGGAGCUGAUAUUGCCAACGUGUGUAAUGAGGCGGCCCUGAUAGCAGCACGCUACCUUAACGAGUCUAUCAUCGUCAAGCACUUUGAGCAGGCCAUAGAGAGGGUCAUCGGAGGUCUGGAGAAGAAGACCCAGGUACUACAGGCAGUAGAGAAGACCACUGUAGCAUACCACGAGGCUGGUCAUGCUGUGGUAGGCUGGUACCUGGAACACGCUGACCCUCUGCUCAAGGUGUCAAUCAUCCCCCGGGGGAAGGGUUUGGGGUAUGCUCAGUACCUCCCUAAGGAGCAGUACCUGUUCACGCGGGAGCAGCUGUUUGACAGGAUGUGUAUGAUGCUGGGGGGACGCGUGGCAGAGCAGGUCUUUUUUGGGAAGAUCACCACAGGGGCACAGGAUGACCUCAGGAAGGUCACGCAGUCUGCCUACGCACAGGUGGUUCAGUUUGGGAUGAGUGAGGUGGUGGGCCAGGUGUCUUUUGAGCUCCCCAGGCAGGGAGAGAUGGUGAUGGAGAAGCCUUACAGCGAGCCCACGGCCCAGCUCAUAGACCAGGAGGUCCGCUCACUCAUAGACGCUGCCUUCCAACGCACACACCAGCUCAUCACUGAGAAGAGAGAUGUGGUGGAGAAGGUGGGGAGGCGUCUCCUGGAGAAGGAGGUUCUGGACAAGGCUGAUAUUCUGGAGCUGCUGGGUCCUCGCCCCUACGAGGAGAAGUCUACAUAUGAGGAGUUUGUUGAGGGGAUGGGGGCCAUGGAGGAGGACACCUCCUUUCCCGAGGGCCUCAGGAACUGGAACAAGGACCAGGGGAUGGAAGAGCCCCCCCAGGAGCAGCAACGCAAACAGGCUCUUUACCUGUAGACUGACACCACGUCUGACCUGGCCCCCACCCAACCAGGCCACUGGAGGGACAUGUUGAGACUUCAUAUGGCGAGAGGAAGGCACUUGACAUGACCCAGACAGACUGAUAUCAGGAGAGGGUGUCAGGUUUAAGAAGGCACCAUGUCCUGUGUGGUCAUUCUAAGGCCCUAGAGACCAUGGUCGUCACAUCUUUGUCACAGGGAAAAUAUAUUGUUUUUAUAAACUCAGCAAAAAGAGAAAUAUCCCUUUUUCAGGACCCUGUCUUUCAAAGAUAAUUCAUAAAAAUCCAAAUAACUUCACAGAUCUUCAUUGUAA
Molecule: messenger RNA, 3398 nt
Organism: Oncorhynchus tshawytscha (Chinook salmon)
Lineage: Eukaryota; Metazoa; Chordata; Actinopteri; Salmoniformes; Salmonidae
Product: AFG3-like protein 1
Exons: 17
Coding region: 834-3083 (749 amino acids)
Biological process (GO): protein-containing complex assembly; mitochondrial protein processing
Cellular component (GO): m-AAA complex; membrane
Molecular function (GO): metalloendopeptidase activity; ATP-dependent peptidase activity; ATP hydrolysis activity
Source: RefSeq, a predicted model, not a curated record